Molecule: messenger RNA, 2914 nt
Organism: Heterobilharzia americana
Lineage: Eukaryota; Metazoa; Platyhelminthes; Trematoda; Strigeidida; Schistosomatidae
Source: the annotation of a GenBank genome assembly
GGAUACCAAAGAGGAGAAACAAAGGUGAUGGUGUGGUGACCACUUCGAAAACUCUUGAACCCACCGCCGCCUGCAACUCGUCCAGAAAUACCACCAGCAGCCCAGCCACAGAACUAUCAGUGAACACAAAUCCUCCGACAAAAGCAGAUGUCCUGAAUGCCAUAAAGUUGCUGGAAGCCGGUAAAGCAGCAGGACCAGUGGGAAUCUCUCCGGGUGCACUGAAAAUAGAUUCAGAGACAACAGCGGAUAUGCUCACACCACUACUGCAGAGGGUUUGGAAGGAAGGAAAGUUACCUGCAGAUUGGAAGAAGGGCCAUCCUGUCAAGCUUCCGAAGAAGGCCGACCUAAGCCUUUGCAAGAACUGGAGUGCCGCUGUCCACCCCCAGCAAAGUAUGAAGCCGCAUCAUCCUGAUGCGCUGGCUCCAAAACUUCGACCGCAACAGGCUGGCCGGCUUCAGGGCCAAACCGCAACGCUACGCUACGCAUCAUCAUAGAACCGAGCAUGGAAUAGAGAUCAACUUUUCACCUUACUUUGAAAAGGCCUUCGAUCGAGGCGUCGACCGUGAAGUAAUUUGGCAGUUGCUUCAACACUACGGGAUGCUCCUAGUCUUUAUCAACCUUAUUCAACAGGAAUUACACUCUCAUCCUUUGGUGUCACGUUUUGGUCUGGCCGCUUCGAGCCUUUUUCCAGCCUGAACCUACUUCGGCCAACUUUGUGUGACAAGACAAUCGGUGACUAGGCAUACGUAACACGUGUUCCAGCCAUCUCAGUCAAUGAAGGUUUACAACCGUGUCAACUAACUUACCUUUACAGCUGUUAAGUGCUGGCGGGUUUCCAGCAAAAGUAUAAAAACAUCAAUAUGGUUAGUCUGAUGUUCAGACCAUAGAGAGCGAAGUCGUAUUUCCCAUUGUAUUAGGUCCUGAACAUUCACAACAUUGCUUACACUCUGACCGGACCACUAAUACUAGGUUUGCUAGGAUUAAGUGUAAAGCGAUCAAGCCAUUGACUCUCGAAUCCGUAUUCAUGAGUAGGGUCGCACUAACGAUACGUGGUAAACUAUUAAUAUUUCCUGCUCGGCCGAAAAUCUGAAUGCCAAAUGUCCGUUUCUCCCGACCAUCUAUAAGUGUCUAGAUUUUACUGAGUCCUGCAACAGAACCCAUAUAAAACUGUUUCAGCACGGCUGGCCCAGCUAUCAGCACACUGUUAUCGUAGUACCUGGAUUUGUCAUCAGACCAGAAGUCUACGCUGACUCCAACUGUGUAAUCAUAUUUCCCUAGGUACCACUUCAAGUUCGCGAGCAGAUGUGAACUUGAUUUACACUAUUUUUAAGUGCAUAAGUUCACUCGUUCUGUAUACCUGCGAUCUUUUCAUUCUCCACUUUAGCGUGACUCACCGCUCACCAGAUAAAAUCAGUCCUCGGAACUAUCCUGCGGCAAUACACAAGUGAUGACAGUUACAUCAAGUCUGUCUGAUAAUGCGCAACUCAGAAUGCCUUGGUGGCAAUACUAUUGUACUCUCAGGGAACAUCAAUCGACGACUAGUUUUAUUUCCGUUCUCGGGUUUGUAAAUUGUCCAGUAUGUGGAAAUCACUUAGACAAUAUCAAGUUCUUCAAACACAUCCUCUCACACUUGUUGGUAAACGAAAUUGCCCAAGGUUCGUUGAUGUCUUUCGAAUUCUGUACAGAAUGUCUUUCCACACCAGUUGACACAACCAUGGAGUUCCACAACAGAGUACAUCGUCAUGUAGAGCAGCACAACCCUUUAAAAUUAAUGGAUGGUGUUCCUGUGUGUCCUAUAUGUGAAAACUGCUUUACAUCGGUCAUGAAGUUUGCUGCACACCUAUAUGAAAGACAUGUUCAUUUAGACUCGCCAUAUGUUUGCACAAUAUGCUAUGGAUUUAGAUCAUCGUACUAUUGCGAACUGAUUUCCCACCUUCACAACUGCCACAAAAAGACAAAUCAUAUUUUCUGUCCAUAUUGCCUAAAACACUUUGAACUACCUGUUAUUGGACGCAUAGAUUCAGACCUACACACAUUUGAUGCGCAUACUUUUUACGUACAUGUUCAGCAACACUGGGAGCAAACUACAUAUCGAUGUGAUUCCUGUCGCCUGGACUUUACACACCAAAGAGACCUCAAGUGGCAUGAAUACCUGCAUCACUCUGGACACCCGUUAGCAAAGCCUCCCAGUGUGAACGAUAUGAGUGAGCCGUUACCCAAUUCACCGAAGGGACAAUUAUCUAUAUGUUAUUCAAGUCAACUUUUAGCACACACACCCCGUAUGAAUCUAAAAUGCUUGGAAUGUGGAGAACGUGUCCGCCAUCCUGCACAUAAACAUUUCAGUUUAACAUUGCACUGCACUAGUUGCGCGUACUCAACUUCAUGUAUCACUGCAGUUGACUGGCACUGGAACAAAGUUCACUGUGCGCCACCUAUCAAGCAAAGUUCCGAUCACCAUGAGACGAAAUCCUGGCAAACUUGCGUUGUUACAUCUUCAAAUAAACCUGCGACAAUGCCUACUUACUCUCCCAGUUACUUCUCUUAUAGUUGUGGCAAUGCCUCAACCACCCAAAUAAGAGGACCAAAAAGCAAACACGCCAACCCUGGUCUUUUCGACGAGGGGCUGAUACGGUGUAACUGCGGCUUCCGUACAAUAGUCUACGACCAAAUGGCCCGUCAUCUAGCAGCCGAAGGCGGAGCGCACUGCUUCGCGAAAUUUGUUUAUGGACCUCGGGUAACCCUGUUUUCUAUUCGCAAUCGUCCGGGGAAAUCCUUGCGCACCUCUUUGUGGUGGCGCCAAAGGCUGGGUCAAACACCCUACACUUUAAGCUCAGUUGGACUAUUUCAGUAAACGUCGAAAUAGAUUGUCAUACGCUUUUAUUUUCCUACCAAAAUAAACCCGCGUCUCGAUUAU